Messenger RNA from Ochotona curzoniae (black-lipped pika), 4213 nucleotides. It is a transcript of the gene MCL1, whose product is annotated as MCL1 apoptosis regulator, BCL2 family member. Gene Ontology annotation, biological process: intrinsic apoptotic signaling pathway in response to DNA damage; release of cytochrome c from mitochondria; positive regulation of apoptotic process. NCBI's taxonomy places the organism in Eukaryota, Metazoa, Chordata, Mammalia, Lagomorpha, Ochotonidae. The record is from RefSeq and is a predicted model, not a curated record. Gene Ontology annotation, cellular component: mitochondrial outer membrane. Gene Ontology annotation, molecular function: channel activity; protein homodimerization activity; protein heterodimerization activity. The transcript is spliced from 3 exons. Bases 123 to 1169 code for a protein of 348 amino acids.
CCGCCUAAGAAAUCGAGAUCUUAAAGCCGGCGAGCCCGCGGCCGCCCGCAGUCUCAUCGCCCGAGGAUCCGCACGGGAUCCACCGGCCUGCCCGCCCCCCCCAGCAGCCGCCAUCUCUGAAAAUGUUGAGUCUGAGAAGGAAGGCGGUCCUCGGGCUGAAUAUGUGCUGCGGGAGCGCCGGGCUGGGAGCCGGCGGCGGCGGCGGCGGCGUCUCCCCCUCGGGCGAGCGGCUCCUGGCCGCCGAGAAGGAGGCCCCGGGCCGGCGGGAGGCAGGGGGAGGGGAGGCCGGCGCGGCCAUGGGCGGAAGUCCCGGCGCGAGCCCCGCGGCCGCCCGGAGGGUCUCGCGGCCCGCGCCCAUUGGCGCCGAGCGGUCGGACGUCAGCGCGACCCCCACGAGGCUGCUGUGCUGGGCGCACACCCGCCGCGCGACGCCGCUCGACGAGAUGGAAGCCGGCGCCGCCAUCAUGUCGCCCGAGGAGGAACUGGACGGCUACGAGCCCGAGCCUCUGGGCAAGCGGCCGCCCGUCCUGCCCCGGCUGGAGCUGGUGGGGGAGGCCGGUAAGGCCCCUAGCACGGACGGCUCCCUGCCCUCGACGCCGCCUCCCGCGGACGAGGAGGAAGAGGGGGAGGACGAGUUGUACCGGCAGUCGCUGGACAUUAUCGCUCGCUACCUCCGGGAGCAGGCCACCGGCGCCAAGGACGCCAAGCCCCUGGGCCGGGCGGGCACGACCAGCCGGAAGGCGCUGGAGACCCUGCGGCGGGUGGGGGACGGCGUGCAACGCAACCACGAGACGGCCUUCCAAGGCAUGUUGCGGAAACUGGACAUCAAAAACGAAAACGAUGUCAAAUCUCUGUCGCGAGUGAUGGUUCACGUGUUCAGCGACGGUGUGACCAACUGGGGCCGGAUUGUGACUCUCAUUUCUUUCGGGGCUUUUGUAGCCAAACACUUAAAGAGCAUAAAUCAAGAAAGUUGCAUCGAACCCUUAGCGGAAAGUAUCACCGAUGUGUUGGUCAGGACGAAACGGGACUGGCUGGUUAAACAAAGAGGCUGGGAUGGGUUUGUGGAGUUCUUUCACGUAGAGGACCUAGAAGGCGGCAUCAGAAAUGUGCUGCUGGCCUUUGCAGGUGUGGCUGGAGUGGGAGCGGGUUUGGCAUAUCUGAUAAGAUAGCCUUCCAAGUGCAGUAGUUGACCCUUAACCAGCUCCGGCCACCAAAAAGGACACACUUCCGUGAAUAAACACAUGGGAAAGUUGUGUCCCUGAAGACUCACUCACUGACCGAAGGCACGUUUCGGCAGCCAGCAAACGGGGGAGCCGGGAGGAGAACUUGUAGAUGGAGUCAGCGGGGCAGAGUGGAAGGACCUGAGCUUCCCUGUUGAGGACCCGUUAGUGACCGCUUGCCAGUCUCGUCAGGAUUCAUUAAAUCUGCCCAGUGAAUAUGUUAAUUUCCUGUAGUGUUGAAAAGAAAGCACUAACAAUGCCUGUGACCUGUGCAGAAUGAAUUUCGGUUACACGCAGUAGAAGUAUAACACGACACCUCAGUACUGUCGCAGUGUGUGAGGGGCUGCCCCCCCCCCCCCCCCCCCCCCGUGUGCUUAAAGAACAGAGUCCCAGUUAAGAAUUCCAUGCCUGUUCCAUUUGGCUUUGUUUGAAUGAUUCUAAAUUUGUUACUCUAGUAAUGGCAAGAAUACUUGACUGUGAAAGUUUAGAAAUUAGUUACAAAUAUAGGAAAUUUUUAAAACUUGUACAUGUAUUUGUAAAAAUGUAUAUAUUUUUAUCAAAAAUUAUCUUUGUAAUAUAAAGGGGAAUAUCUAGUUGGCAUUAGUUUUUUCUCAUACCCUCUUAAAAUUUGCUACUUCUAGUUAGCAAACUUUCUUACAGCUUUUCUAUUCUAAAUUUUGUCCCAAUUCUAGAGUGUAUUACAGAACCAGUUGUAAUUGUAUCAAACCUGGUUCAGUGGAACAAAUCUGAUUCAUAACUAUGCAGCUUUUUAAUUUUUCCUAUCUGAUUUAGGUAUGUAUUCCUUAGGUAGGUUUUUCUUUGAAAACCUGGGAUUGAGAGUUUGGGAAAUGGAAAGAAGUCCUUUCACUUUGUUAAAUGUAGCUUUUCAGUAAUUGGAUCAAAGUGUUUUUUUUUUUAAGGUUUGGGAAUGGGGUGAGGCUUAGGGCUUACAAAUUAUGGGCUCUGAUUGGGCAGCUACUCAUUUGAGUUCCUUGCAUUUGACCUAAUUUAACUGGUGAAAUUUAAACUGAGUUCAUGAGCUCAUCUUUAAGGCUAAAAUGUUUUCAGCUGUUCCGCACAGAACUUAUUAGUGUGUGUAUAAAAAGACCACAUCAGAUGGAGGGAGGAGACACAUUUGAUCCCUUGUUUGCUUAAUAAAUUGUAAAAUGAUGGUUUGGAAAAGCCAGCUAAUCUAGCCAUGGUGCUAUUAUCAGGCUUGGUUGUUAAAUAGAGACCAAACCUGGUAUGUCAAUAAAACAAAUAUUUGUUCCUGUUGGUUCCCAAGCUUUGUUUCAGGUUUGUGCAUUUGCAUCUUUCUGGAUUUCAGACUCAAUGUUGUCUCACGUUUACCUUUUCCUGCCCUUCCUUGUAGUAUUUACCGUUCAUUUCUAUUACGAACCCCUAACAGGUAACUAGGUAAUAUCCCUCCCCCAACCCCAGCAAGCCCAGGAGUCAGCAGCUGGGCAUAUGUAAUGAAUUUGCUAUCACAUUUGGAAGUGUGAUGUUGGGGUGCUGUAGCAGCAAAGGCAAGGGGUGGGAGACCGUGGGACAGUGUCUUUUCAGUUACUGCUGUUUAUCCUGUCUUGGGGAAAUUUCAAAAAUCUCCUUGGGAGUUUUCAGAAGGAACAUCUUUGUGGCUUUCUCUGGUUUCCUUUGCAUUUCAAUGUGCUCACUUGAGUUUGUAGCAAGAGGUGGGCUCUGUCCAAACCCAGAGGCAGAAAGGCUGCUGGAGAGUGAAGAAAGCUUCAGCCUUUGACCCUGACCUUUAGUCUGGACUCCAGAUAAAAACAGGUGUGAAUAGAAUGACUAAGAAUGUAGUGGGGAAAGGUCCCUGCCUGCUGCCCAGGAGUCACAAGGUCACCUCUAGAGCUGUUUUUACCUGUGUUAUUUAUCCUUCUUGAUCCUAAACCACUUAUUUAUAUCAUGUCUCCCUAAACACCUAAAAGCACUUUAUGUAGUUUUUAAUGAAUCUUGAGGAGAAGUGGUUAAGAAGGUAACUUAAGGCCUGUCCCCCACUAACCAAUUAUGGAAGUAAGUGCAGAAGUGUCAGCUGGUGUGGAGGAGCCCCACUUGUUGAUGGCUCACUAGCUAGGACUGCCAGAGUGCAGAGGAGGCCCUCCUUGGCAUUCAGGUCCUCAAGAGCCCCAGUGGGGAAGGGAGGUCUGGUGUCUGACCUGGGGUCUCCGGUGCAAAUCCCCCCACAGGGGAAAGGAGGGGACUGCUUGGAAGGAUGUCUCUCCAUGAAAUCUAUUUGUCUUUAUGCUUCUCUCAGGGAAAACCACACAGUCCUAUAGGGUGGUCCCCUCUGGCGUUGUGCAUGUGCGUUGUAUGGGGUGUGACCACCUUAGUUCUGGUUACACAGCUGGUGCUUUGGACAGCCAGGAAGCAUUAGGACCAACUGCAGAUUAAUGUUGUAAAAUAAAAUUUCCUGUUCUGAUAAAUAAAUUUUUAUUCAAAUGUAAGGUGUGGUGUGGGUCCUUUCUAAUCAGCACUGUCCUCCCUCCCCCCAGGCAAGCCCUUGCCAGCUGAGAAAAUAGGUGCAGGUGGAUCAGCAAGCCAGGUCCACAAAGCUGCUCCAUCUUAGCACAAGGGCAGUUUUUCGUCCAGGUUAGGGGUGUUGAUUUUUAAUGUGUUACUACUGUAGUUAAGAAUAGUCACUGUACACUUGAAUACAGCAGUCAAAGUGCCUGUCUUGAUUUUCCUGUGACUAACCAAGUGUUGGGAAAGCUGUCAGGCCAGGCGGCUUGCUAUCUUUUAAGUUUCUAGUUUCUUAACCUUUUGAAAUGGAGCAUGGAAAAUUACACCUCAACUUAAGCUGGACUUCUUGGGACAAGGUGCUUACUGAUGAGUCCACCUCUGGAACCUGAAACUGCCUUUAUUUUCAGUGACCUAAAGGGAAGCUGAAUCACCAUGGAAAUGUGCAAAUCUAAGGUUUGCAUACUUGUUUUCAGCUCUGAGCACCAUUUGCUCAUCAUGCAAACAGGAUUCUAUAG